Molecule: messenger RNA, 999 nt
Organism: Odocoileus virginianus texanus
Lineage: Eukaryota; Metazoa; Chordata; Mammalia; Artiodactyla; Cervidae
Gene: EIF1B
Product: eukaryotic translation initiation factor 1B
Biological process (GO): translational initiation
Cellular component (GO): eukaryotic 43S preinitiation complex
Molecular function (GO): translation initiation factor activity; RNA binding; ribosomal small subunit binding
Source: RefSeq, a predicted model, not a curated record
GGCGCGGCUAAAUAGUCUCCGUCGGCCAUUUUGUGGGAGAAGCCGCAGCGCCGCCUCUUCUUUAGCGUCUUCGUAUCCGUUGCCGCCGCCUCUUCCUCCGCCUCCUCCUUCGCCUCUUCCUGCCUCCUCCCGGCUUCCGCCGCCGCCGCCGCCGCUCAAGCCGCAUCCCAGCCCCGGGGCCAAGCGUCUCUGUAUUUAUUUCCGUUUUUUUCGCCACUGCAGCGUCCUGACACGGUGAUCCGGGCGGGCCCCGCAGGAAUUUUACCCCCACACCGGCCUCACACUAGUAUCGCAUGUCCACUAUCCAGAACCUCCAAUCUUUCGACCCCUUUGCUGAUGCAACUAAGGGUGACGACUUACUCCCGGCAGGGACUGAGGAUUACAUUCAUAUAAGAAUCCAGCAACGGAACGGCAGGAAGACACUGACUACUGUUCAGGGCAUUGCGGAUGAUUAUGACAAAAAGAAACUUGUGAAAGCUUUCAAAAAGAAAUUUGCCUGUAAUGGUACUGUGAUUGAACAUCCGGAAUACGGAGAGGUUAUUCAGCUUCAAGGUGACCAAAGAAAAAACAUUUGCCAAUUUCUCUUGGAGGUUGGCAUUGUCAAGGAGGAACAGCUUAAGGUUCAUGGAUUCUAAAAUGAACCUAAAUACGUGGAGAAUUUCUUGAAUAAUUUUGUUCUCUGACCCAGUUUGGCUGCCUUGUGAAAUGAUUCUCUGCAGUAAAUGGACUUUUCAUUUAUUUAAUCAUUCAAACUUCCAUUCACAUCUGCAUGAUUACAGAAAACAUGGGGUAUGUAGGCUAGUAACACAUAAGAAAAUUGCAGUAAGAUGGUAAUGAAACCCCGUAUUCAUCUUAACAUGUUUCCAAUGGAAAAUAUUUUGUUUUGAGUGUUUAUUUGUUUAUUGUUCAGUUUAUUACUUUUCACUUGAUUAAAUGUUUUUUUGUUGUAUUAAACCAUGUAUGUUGCAGCUUAACAAUAAAAAAAAAUCUAUGAGUCCU